This is a messenger RNA of Lathyrus sativus (Indian pea), 1260 nucleotides long. The record is from the annotation of a GenBank genome assembly. Lineage: Eukaryota; Viridiplantae; Streptophyta; Magnoliopsida; Fabales; Fabaceae.
AUGGGAACCAGUGAGGAAGAGGAAUCUACCAAAACUAAAAAGCCUUCUUCACCUGUAACAGUUGAUCAGACCAAUCAGACCAACCAGGCGAAUAUUCAUGUCUAUCCUGAUUGGGCAACCAUGCAGGCAUAUUAUGGACCUAGAGUUGCCAUGCCACCAUACUACAACUCAGCUGUGGCUUCUGGUCACCCUCCUCACCCAUACAUGUGGGGGCCACCACAGACUAUGAUGCAACCUUAUGGACAUCCUUAUGCAGCAAUGUAUCCACAUGGAGGGGUUUAUACUCACCCUGCAGUUCCUAUUGGGCCGCAUCCACAUGGUCAAGGAAUUUCAUCUUCACCUGCUACCGGAACUCCUUUAAGCAUAGAGACACCUCCUAAAUCAUCUGGAAAUACCGAUCAGGGUCUGAUGAAGAAAUUAAAAGGGUUUGAUGGACUUGCGAUGUCAAUAGGAAAUGGCCAUGCUGAGAGUGCAGAGCCUGGAGCUGAAAGUAGGCUAUCACACAGUGUGGAUACUGACGGUUCGAGUAAUGGAAGUGACGGGAACACUUCAGGGGCUAAUCAAACAAGGAAAAGAAGCCGUGAGGGAACACCGACUACUGACGGGGAAGAGAAAACUCAGACACAUGGAAGUGAUGUUUCCAACGAAAUUGUAGCUUCCAACAAGAUGAUGGCAGUUGCCCCUGCCGGUGUAGCAGGACAACUAGUUGUGCCUGCAGUUUCUUCUGCAAUGACCACUGCACUGGAGCUGAGAAAGCCUUCCAUUGUUCAUUCUAAAACAAAUCCUGCCGCAGAAGGUUGGUUACAGAAUGAGCGUGAACUGAAGCGUGAGAGGAGGAAACAAUCAAAUCGAGAAUCUGCUAGGAGGUCAAGACUAAGGAAGCAGGCUGAGGCGGAAGAGCUGGCACGAAAAGUUGAUGCGUUGAAUGCCGAGAGUGCCUCGCUUAAAUCAGAAAUAAAUCGACUGGCCGAGAGUUCUGAAAAACUGAAGAUGGAAAAUGCUGCACUAAAGGAAAAAUUUAAAAUUGCUCAACUUGGACAACCAAAAGAGAUAAUUUUGACCAACAUUGACAGCCAGGCCCAGAGGAUUACACCAGUAAGUACAGAAAACUUAUUAUCAAGAGUUAAUAAUAAUUCAGGUUCUAAUGAUAGAACUGUGGAGGAUGAGAAUGGUUAUUGUGACAACAAACCAAACAAUGGUGCAAAACUGCAUCAACUAUUGGAUACAAGUCCUAGAGCCGACGCCGUGGCUGCUGGUUGA